GAGUCUCGGGAGUUGGUGGAGCUAUCUAUGAAGGCGGAACAUUUCCGCGCAAAAAAGACAAUCAGCGGUUAAGGAUUCCAUCUAAUCCCAGUGUGGGCCAGCAAGAGUAGCAGUAUGGUGAAGAACAGCUCUGGUAGCAUUGACCACCAUUAUGUGACGAGCACGGGGCCAACCUCCGGAGGAUCCAUGUCAGCAUCGUCAUCGGAUCGCGCACCCAUGUCACUGAUAAGCUCCAGUAUUCACAACAGUUACGUUGCAAAUAUGGCAGGAGGGAAUGGAACUGGAUCGGGCGUAGGAGUGGGAGGAGGCGGUGGAGGUGGUAGUGGCCGCGGUUCGCCCAUGCCGCAAGGUCCAUGUAGAGGUGCUUAG
Messenger RNA from Drosophila santomea, 369 nucleotides. RefSeq names its product period circadian protein-like. Lineage: Eukaryota; Metazoa; Arthropoda; Insecta; Diptera; Drosophilidae. The record is from RefSeq and is a predicted model, not a curated record. The transcript has a single exon. The coding region runs from base 115 to 369 and encodes 84 amino acids.